AUGUCCCUUCUCCUCGCUCUCGCCGCCUGCUCGCAGCCCGGCCUGAAGGCCUGCGGCGCGGGCUUCGACCACUUUCCAUUUUGCAACCACUCGCUGCCGCUCGAUCAACGCGUCUGGGACUUGGUCAGCCGGAUCGACGACAGCGUCAAGCCCAACCUCCUCACCGCGCGCGGCCACCGCAUGCACACCGGCGGCCGGCAGGCGCUGCCGAAGCUGGGCGUGCCCUCCUACUACUGGGGCUCAAACUGCCUCCACUCGUCCAUGUUUGCCAACUGCACGACCGACGGGCGGUGCAGCCAGUCGUUUCCCUCCAACACGGCAUGGGCGGCCACCUUUGAUCGGCGGCUCAUGCGGCAGAUGGCCGCGGUGGUGGGGCGUGAGACCCGGGCGGGCUGGAACUUGGGUUCCUGGCUCGAUGACGGCCUCAAUGGUGCUGGCCUCGACUGCUGGGGUCCCGUGCUAAACAUGAACCGCGACCCGCGGUGGGGCAGGAACGGCGAGGGCGGCGCCGAGGACCCGUACCUGAUGGGCCAGCUUGGGACGGCGUGGACGCGCGGGCUGCAGCAGGGCGACCCGGAGAUUGCGCGCGAGGCCGCGAGCCAGUACACGCUGGUGGCCGUCACGCUCAAGCACUUCGACGCCAACUCACUCGAGGACAGCGAUGGCUUCACGCGGCACACCGUCGACGUGAACGUCAGCCGGCAGCUGCUGACCGACUACUACUGGCCGGCCUUCCGCGCCCCGAUCCGCGAGGCGGGCGCCCUUGGCGUGAUGUGCAGCUACAACGCCGUCAACGGCCUGCCCGCCUGCGCGUCGCCCGUGAUGAAGGCUGCGCGCGAGGCGUGGGGCUUCCAAGGGUACGUCACCUCGGACACCGACUCGGUCGCGGACGUGUGGAGGGCGCACCGCUACAAGCGCACCGCGGAGGAGGCGAGCUGCGUCGCCCUCCGCGAGGGAGGCACUGACGUGGACUCGGGGAACACUUACUACCACUCCCUGCUGAGCGGCGUCCGCUCCGGGCGCUGCUCCAUCUCGGACGUCGACCGGGCGCUCUUCAACACCUUCCGGGUCCGCUUCAAGCUCGGCCUCUUCGACCCAAAGGCAGGCAACCCGUACUGGCAGCUCGGCGAGGCGGACAUCGGCACCGCCGCGUCGCGAGCGCUCAACCGACACGCGGCCGCCGCCUCGCUCGUCCUGCUUCAGAACCCGACCUCUCGGCGCGGCGGCGGGCCCAUCCUGCCGCUCGCUCCGGGCAAGCGGAUCGCCGUCCUCGGGCCGCACGCCAACGCGACCCGCGCCCUCAUCCAGGUGGACACGGGCAAGGUCUGCGCCAGCGGAGGCUUCGAGUGCGUCACCUCGCCGCUCGCGGCCCUCGCGGACCGCAACCCCGACGCGGGUACGGCGUACGCCGAGGGCUGCGACGUGAUCCUCAUGGGGCGCCAGGGCUUCUCGGCGGCGCUCGCUGCGGCGGAGGCGGCCGAGGUGGUUGUGCUCGGGCUGGGCGGCACCUCGUGCGGCUCGUGGGGCGCGGGGCGCUGGGGGAAGCGCGACAAUGCGCCCCGCCACUUGCACUGCCGCCCCGCCAACGCGACCAACGGCAUGCAGUGGGCCGAAGGCGAGGCGCACGACCGCACCUCCAUCGACUUGCCAGGCGAGCAGCAUGCACUCGCGGCGGCGGUGCUCGCGCUCAACAAGCCGACGGUCCUCUUCCUGCUCAACGGAGGCAUGGUGUCCGUGGCGGAGGAGCUCCGCCACGCGAUCAACCCGCCGGCGCACGGGCUGGGCCGCACGUACCGCUACUACAGGGGGGGCGUCCCGCUCGUCACCCCGUUCGGGCACGGCCUCUCCUACACCACCUUCGAGCUCGCGAUCGGGGAGCCGCGCGGCGGCUGGACCCUCUCCACCGCCUCGGCCACCGCGCUGCACGUGAGCGUCGUGCUCACGAACGUCGGCCCUCGCGAGGGGGACGAGGCGUACUUUGCGCCGCUGUCGCUCGCCGCGCCCGGCGUGCCCAACCACCCGAUCAAGGCGCUCUGGGGCUUCGAGCGCGUGAGCGACCUCGGCAGCGGCGAGUCGGCCACGGUGACCUUCUCGCUCGGCGCGCGCGACCUCCAGCUCAGCGACCUGAACGGAGACCUCGUGCUCGCGCCCGGCAAGUACAACGUCACCUUCGAGAACGGCGCGGGAGCCGUCGCGGCACGCACCGUGACGCUCACGGGAGAGAGGCGGAACUAG
Emiliania huxleyi CCMP1516 is the source of this 2235-nucleotide messenger RNA. RefSeq lists its product as hypothetical. Gene Ontology annotation, molecular function: alpha-L-arabinofuranosidase activity; xylan 1,4-beta-xylosidase activity. The coding region runs from base 1 to 2235 and encodes 744 amino acids. Gene Ontology annotation, cellular component: plant-type cell wall. The transcript has 5 exons. NCBI's taxonomy places the organism in Eukaryota, Haptophyta, Isochrysidales, Noelaerhabdaceae. Gene Ontology annotation, biological process: xylan catabolic process; arabinan catabolic process. The record is from RefSeq and is a predicted model, not a curated record.